AAAAAAAUCUCAAACUUAUCCGGUAAUAAUAUAAUACAAUAUUGAGGAGCUCACCACAACCACAAGGAUCGGCAAUUUUAUGACAGUCCCUCAAAUUAUCUUUGUUUGCAUUUAUCCAUAAUUUUACAUCAGAAUUCCUUCCCCAUGGCGUUUUGCCAACUCUGAUACGUUGAGGGUAAAAGAUGUUAACUGAGUGAAAACUGGGAGGGGUAUUUUCAAAAACUUCCAAAACAUUGAUAAGAAGGGAGAAAGAUGGUCUUCUUCGCAGUAAAAUUAAGGGUCGGCCAUGGCAGUCGUCUUCCUCUUCCCCUGCUUUCUUUUGCUCCUCUGGUUCACCUUGAAGCACUUGCUUCCCGGGAAGAGCAACGGGCCAAGCCUCCCGCCGUCGCCUCCCGGCCUCCCCUUCCUCGGCAACCUCCUCCAGCUGAGCUCCCUCCCCCACCGCUCCCUCCACCGCCUCGCACUCCGGUACGGCCCUGUCAUGCUCAUCCGCAUGGGACAAGUCCCCACGCUCGUUGUCUCCUCCGCUGACGCCGCGCAGGAGCUCUUCCGGUCCAACGACCUCGCCGUCUCCACCCGCCCCUUCUCCAAGGCUGCCUUCAAGCUCACCUUCGACGCCCGCAACAUCUCCUUCGCCCCCUACGGCGACCACUGGCGCCACUCCAAAAAGCUCGCCGUCGUCCACCUCCUCAGUCCCAAGCGCGUCCUCUCCUUCCGCGCCGUCCGCGACGAAGAAGUACAAAACAUGAUCGAUCGCAUCUGCGCCGCCGGCGCCGCUGGUGGCGGCUGCCAGGUCCGUCUGAGCGAAAUCCUGUUCGAUUACGCCAACGGCGUGGUGUGCCACGCGGCGGCUGGGAAAGAGACGAAACAGGGGAGGACGGCGGUAACGUACCGGAAGAUGGUGGCGGACGCGUCGGUGCUCAUAAGCGGGUUCCAGGUGGACGACAUGUUCCCUGCGCUCGCGUGGUUCAGCGCCGUCACCGGCGUGGACGCCAAGCUCGACCGGAUGAGGAAGCGGUUUGACGAGUUCUUUACCGGAAUUCUGGAAGAGCACCGGGAUCGACGGGCCAAUCGUUCCGACGUCGUAGAACACUUCGUGGACAUUUUGCUCUCACUCGACGAAUCCGGACUCGAAGAAAUCGAUAUCAAAGCCAUCACCUCCGAUUUGAUCGCGGCUGGGACGGAUACAUCCUUCACGACCCUGGAAUGGGCGAUGGCGGAGCUGAUGCGCAACCCAACGGUGAUGUGGAAGCUCCAGGAUGAAGUGCGGCAAGUCGCCGGCAGCAAGAUGAAGGUGGAAGAGAAGGACUUGAGCCAAAUGCACUACCUAAAAGCGGUGAUGAAGGAGGUCCUCCGAUUGCGAAUUCCAGCGCCGAUGCUUCUCCCACGGGAAACCACGACCAGCUUCUCGUUGCGAGGCUAUCAUAUCCCUGCGAAGGCGAGGGUCUUCAUCAACGCCUGGGCCAUCGCGAGGGAUCCAAAAACCUGGGAAGCGCCGGAGGAGUUCCGGCCGGAGAGAUUUCUCGACAGCGGCGUGGACUUCAGGGGCAAUGACUUCCAGUUCCUGGCGUUUGGAGCUGGUCGCAGGAUGUGCCCUGGAAUCAAUUUCGCCAUGGCCACCAACGAGAUCGCUCUGGCCAACCUCGUGCACCGCUUCGACUGGGAGUUGCCGGACGGCAUGAACCCUGCGGAUUUGGACAUGGAAGAAGCUCCCGGACUCACGACUCCAAAGAAGGUGCCGCUUUGCCUGGUAGCCACUCCAUGGAUAUCUGGUCGCCACUAGAGAACUAAAAGAGUUUAUUACAGCAAUAAAAAUCAUCAACCUGUUGUUUUAAAUCUCCAGCUCGAUCACAGCACUACAUGUAACAGAACGAAGUAAGAUAUACCAAAAGAAAGAACUUUAUCACAA
Messenger RNA from Zingiber officinale, 1909 nucleotides. Its product is annotated as cytochrome P450 71A1-like. NCBI's taxonomy places the organism in Eukaryota, Viridiplantae, Streptophyta, Magnoliopsida, Zingiberales, Zingiberaceae. Bases 287 to 1783 code for a protein of 498 amino acids. Gene Ontology annotation, molecular function: iron ion binding; monooxygenase activity; heme binding. The transcript is spliced from 2 exons. The record is from RefSeq and is a predicted model, not a curated record.